AUGGUUAGAAUGACGGGUUGGGAAGCUCCAAAACAAGGAUGGAGGAAAGGUCCUUGGACUCCUGAAGAAGAUAAGCUGUUAACUGAAUAUGUUAACUUUCACGGAGAAGGAAGAUGGAGUUCAUUAGCUAGGUCUGCAGGUUUGAAUAGAAGUGGAAAGAGUUGCAGGCUUAGGUGGGUGAAUUAUCUAAGGCCUGGUCUUAAGAGAGGUCGUAUAACACCCCAGGAGGAAGGGAUCAUUUUUAAAUUGCAUGCCCUUUGGGGUAACAAAUGGUCAACAAUUGCUGGAUACUUGCCAGGUAGAACAGACAAUGAGAUAAAGAACUAUUGGAGAACUCAUUUUAAGAAUAAGGAAAGGUCCUCUCAGAAGCAAGAACAAAGAAAAGCUCAAAUUCUAAAGCUAAAACAACAGCAACAGCAGCAGCAGCAGGAUGGGGAGCCACAACAAGAUAAAGAUCAGACGGCAGCAGUUGGAGAUGGCAAACAUAUAAAUAGUCAAGUGACUGAUGAGGCACAAGGGAAGCAAGAGACGGUUUUCAUGCACCUAACUUCAGAGGAUCAACGCUUGCCCGUUAUAUCUCAAGAGGCUGCUGCUUCUUGGUUAGACCGGUAUUUGGUGGAUGAAGGCUGCUUAUGGGGUGGUGGCUUGUGGAAUCUGGAUGAUCCUUAUCAGCCUGGUAAUUGCAACAAGAUUUUUGCCAUGCAAAAUCAAGCAACAGCUUAUAAUUCUGUUGGAGGGGAUGCAAUCAAUGUAUACAAUGGAGGAGGUCACAUUAUCUAA
Molecule: messenger RNA, 780 nt
Organism: Durio zibethinus
Lineage: Eukaryota; Viridiplantae; Streptophyta; Magnoliopsida; Malvales; Malvaceae
Biological process (GO): regulation of DNA-templated transcription
Cellular component (GO): nucleus
Molecular function (GO): DNA-binding transcription factor activity; sequence-specific DNA binding
Source: RefSeq, a predicted model, not a curated record